GGCUUGACCAGUUCCACAGUCCCACCGUCGAACUGCUGGGGGGCUUAACAAAACCAAAACCUUCUUAAACCCGUCGCCGACUCGCCGGCCGCCUCGUUCGGUCUAUCGACAACCGCUCCCGCCUCACGCUCCCGUUGGCCGUGACUGACGCUCGCCGCCGUCCAUUUCCCGUGGUGUCUGCCGCGUGUUGCCCCCCCCCCCCCCCCCCUCGAGCUCCGCAGCCACCCGCGAGAUCUGAUAGGUCUUGCUAAUACAGGAUGGCAACACAGGUAGUGUUUUCCACAGCUUCCAGUUGUGGAUACCCAUUAGGCACUUAUGGGGACAGACCGGAAAAAUCACCUUUUGGUGUCAGUUUAAGCCACUUUCAGAGAAGGUCAAGAUUAAUUAGCCGGAAUAACAUUCCAUGCCCUGAUCAGUUUGAGUGCUCUGCAAGUUCACGUCGAGUCGGGUCACGCCGCACAAAGGAUGCCAUCUUGGAUCUCCAACCCGAGAUCUCCUUGCUGCAUGGAGAAGGUAAUGGUGCAAUCAGUGUUCGGAGUAAGGAAAAGAGUGUUGAGAAGUCAGUCGAAAGAUUAGUUGAUACUCCUGUCAGAUAUAGCUACAACGAGGCAAGUAUUAAGGUCAUUGGUGUCGGGGGUGGUGGCUCUAAUGCUGUGAACAGGAUGAUUGAAAGCUACAUGAAGGGGGUAGAGUUUUGGGUAGUGAAUACCGACUUUCAAGCAUUGAGCAUGUCCCCUGUUGAUAUGGAAAACAGGUUGCAUAUUGGCCAGGAACUGACAAGAGGUCUUGGUGCUGGUGGGAAUCCAAACAUUGGCAUGAAUGCUGCAAAGGAGAGCCAGGAGUUGAUAGAACAGGCACUCUCUGGUUCUGAUAUGGUUUUUGUGACGGCAGGAAUGGGUGGAGGGACGGGCACUGGUGGUGCACCGAUAAUUGCACAGAUUGCAAAGUCAAUGGGCAUACUAACUGUCGGAAUUGUGACAACUCCAUUUUCAUUUGAGGGAAGAAGAAGGGCAAUUCAGGCGCAGGAAGGAAUUGCAGCCUUGAGAAGCAAUGUUGAUACACUCAUUGUAAUUCCGAAUGACAAAUUAUUAACUGCCGUUUCCCCAAAUGCUCCUGUCACAGAAGCAUUUAAUUUAGUGGAUGAUAUUCUCCGACAGGGUGUUCGUGGCAUCUCAGAUAUAAUCACCGUGCCAGGUUUGGUUAAUGUUGACUUUGCUGAUGUUAGAUCGAUUAUGGCUGAUGCAGGCUCAUCCUUGAUGGGAAUAGGAACAGCAUCAGGUAAGACACGAGCCCGAGAUGCUGCACUGAACGCCAUACAGUCUCCACUAUUAGAUAUCGGCAUUGAAAGAGCAACAGGAAUUGUCUGGACUAUCACUGGAGGAAAUGAUUUAACCUUGAUGGAGGUGAAUGCAGCAGCUGAAGUUAUAUAUGAUCUUGUUGAUCCUACUGCAAAUCUGAUAUUCGGCUCUGUUAUAGACCCAUCAUAUGCUGGUCAAGUGAGCAUAACAUUGAUUGCUACCGGAUUUAAGCGACAAGAAGGGAACGAGGGUCAAUCCGUUCAGGGAUCACAGCCAAGUGGGGAUAAUAAUCGGAGGCAGACUAGUCAUUUUUCUUCGUCAGCACGCAAUGAAGGUCAUGCAAUAGAAAUUCCAGAGUUCCUGCGGCGGAAUGGACGUCCAAGGUUCUCGAAAGGCUGAAAGGAAGGGUUCAAUGAUGGCCCAUCCUCAUUUUUCUGUUUGGCCGUAUUUUUCGUGCUCGGUUGCUCCGAGCCGAUCUGAUUUAGGAAUGUAGCAUGUGUGCUGGGAUGAUCCAUCCAAUGAUGGACCGGUGUUAUCACGUGUGGAUGCAUCCUCCUGUAAAAUCAUGCGACUAACAUCGACUACCUUUGUCAUGUUAUAUACCGGUGUACACUUUCACUGAACAAGUAAUUUCAUAAUGUCAUUGAGUGAUUUUUUUACUGUAA
This is a messenger RNA of Brachypodium distachyon (stiff brome), 1963 nucleotides long. RefSeq names its product cell division protein FtsZ homolog 2-2, chloroplastic. Gene Ontology annotation, cellular component: cytoplasm; chloroplast. Gene Ontology annotation, biological process: chloroplast fission. The coding region runs from base 258 to 1697 and encodes 479 amino acids. NCBI's taxonomy places the organism in Eukaryota, Viridiplantae, Streptophyta, Magnoliopsida, Poales, Poaceae. Gene Ontology annotation, molecular function: GTPase activity; GTP binding. The record is from RefSeq and is a predicted model, not a curated record. The transcript has 8 exons.